AUGGCGCCUGAAUCUCGGCAAGCGUGCCAUCUCAACACCCAUCUCCAGUCCGCCACCCUGCCGCUGGCCCUCCGCACCGUCGCUCCCCGCGACGCCCCCGCGCUCUCGGCCCUGCUCGCCGGCCCCGGCCCCCGCCACGACGCCGAUGCCGUCAUCGCCCGCCAGCGCCAGUCGGCCAGCGCCCCCUCCGUCCUUGGCGCCGACGGCUUCGUCGCCAGCGGGCCGGACCGCGUCAACAUGGCGCUGGUCCUGCUGACGCACCAGAAGGCGGGGGGUGAGCCCGGGGACAUGGCCGGUCAGCCGCAGCGGCAGCAAGAGCAGCAGGCGGGGGGUGACGAGGUGGAGGGUGACGAGGAGGAAUUGGUGGUUGGCCUCGGCGGCUUCGGCGCCAUCAAGACACGCUGGGACUCGGCCCUCGGACGCCCCAUGCGCGCGGGCGACGCGGGCGUCCUCGUGGCCCCCGCGCACAGGCGCCGGGGCUUCGCCGCCGAGGCCAUGCGUCUGGCCCUCGACUGGGCCUUUACACCCGUCAGCCACGGCGGCCCUCAGCUGGACGUCGUCACCAUCACGACCCUGAGUGACAACGCACCCAUGGUGACGCUCGUCGAGGGAAAGCUCGGGCUCGGGGGCAAGGGCGUCCUGCGCCCGGCCGAGGGCGGAGAACCCGUCGGCGAGCUGUACUACGAGCUGAAGCCGGAGGACUGGAAGGAGACGAGAAGGCAGCAGGUAGCCGUCCAAGGUCGUUGA
Hirsutella rhossiliensis is the source of this 747-nucleotide messenger RNA. Its product is annotated as acetyltransferase (GNAT) domain-containing protein. The transcript has a single exon. Lineage: Eukaryota; Fungi; Ascomycota; Sordariomycetes; Hypocreales; Ophiocordycipitaceae. The coding region runs from base 1 to 747 and encodes 248 amino acids. Gene Ontology annotation, molecular function: acyltransferase activity, transferring groups other than amino-acyl groups. The record is from RefSeq and is a predicted model, not a curated record.